Hibiscus syriacus is the source of this 1439-nucleotide messenger RNA. Its product is annotated as protein NDL1-like. The transcript has 11 exons. Lineage: Eukaryota; Viridiplantae; Streptophyta; Magnoliopsida; Malvales; Malvaceae. Bases 189 to 1232 code for a protein of 347 amino acids. The record is from RefSeq and is a predicted model, not a curated record.
AAUGAAAAAUAAGAAUUUUAAAAAAUAAAAUAAAUAAAUGAGAGAGAGAGAGCGCUUUCGAGGGAGAGAGAAUCGCUUGAUUUAUAAGCCAUUCAAAAUCGAAGCAAAAGAGAGUCUAUUUAUCGAAGGAAAACAGAAUUUCUUUCUGUCUUUCUUCGUUUGAACAUAACAGAGAAAGAGCCACAGCCAUGGCUGACUCCAACGAUUCCAUUCCUUUUGUUGCUGAAAAGAUAUAUCUUGGUGGAAAGGAACAUCGUGUACCAACGCGCUAUGGUUCUGUGUCUGUUAUAGUAUAUGGGGAUCAAGACAAGCCAGCACUAAUCACGUAUCCUGAUUUGGCAUUGAACCAUAUGUCUUGUUUCCAAGGAUUGUUCUUUUGUCCAGAAGCUGCCUCCUUGCUGCUGCACAACUUCUGCAUUUACCAUAUUAGUCCUCCUGGUCAUGAGUUGGGAGCUGCUCCAAUUUGUGAAAGUACUUCUCCGCAUUCUGUCAACGACUUGGCUGAUCAGAUCCUUGAGGUUCUCAACUUUUUCGGGCUAGGUGCAGUGAUGUGCAUGGGAGUAACAGCGGGUGCUUACAUUCUUACUCUAUUUGCCAUGAAAUACAGAGUACGAGUACUUGGUUUGAUACUUGUAUCCCCUCUAUGCAGAGCACCUUCUUGGACUGAAUGGUUCUAUAACAAGGUGAUGUCAAAUUUGUUGUACUUUUACGGAAUGUGUGGACUGCUGAAAGAGUUUUUACUUCAACGUUACUUUAGCAAGGAAGCUCGUGGUACUGCUGAAAUUCCCGAGUCGGAUAUAGUCCAAGCAUGCCGAAGACUGUUGGACGAGAGAGAUGCAUCGAAUGUGAGGCGGUUUCUUGAAGCAAUUAAUGGAAGACCCGAUCAUUCCAGUGGGCUGAAGAAUCUAAGAUGUCGUACCUUAAUAUUCGUCGGGGACAGCUCGCCUUUUCACUCCGAGGCCCUCUACAUGACAUCCAAGUUGGAUAGAAGAUUUAGUGCCUUAGUCGAGGUCCAGGCUUGUGGAUCAAUGGUGACCGAAGAACAGCCGCAUGCAAUGCUGAUACCGAUGGAAUACUUCUUCAUGCGAUACGGGUUGUACAGGCCAUGCCAACUAACUGGUAGCCCGAAGAGUCCAUUAAGUCCAUCUUGCAUCUCGCCAGAGCUUCUCUCUCCCGAAAGCAUGGGCUUGAAGCUAAAACCGAUAAAGACCCGUGCGUCGCUCAAAGUUUGACGGCGGAUGAGAUUCCUUCCAUUACUCGUUUGGGGGGAGGGGGGUUUGUUUCAGUCGUCUGAAAAUGAAAACCUACAAGGGUAGAGAAGCACAGUUUGUGGGAGGGUUCGGCUUUGUAGAUACAGAAGCAAGAACUUAAAAGAAUAUAAUGGGUUAACAUGGUUUCAUUCUUUUGUAGCAACCAAUAAUGGAUAUCCAUCCCUUGAA